Spizellomyces punctatus DAOM BR117 is the source of this 1382-nucleotide messenger RNA. RefSeq lists its product as uncharacterized. NCBI's taxonomy places the organism in Eukaryota, Fungi, Chytridiomycota, Chytridiomycetes, Spizellomycetales, Spizellomycetaceae. The transcript has 2 exons. The coding region runs from base 1 to 1260 and encodes 419 amino acids. The record is from RefSeq and is a predicted model, not a curated record.
AUGGCAACAUCCCCUGCAUCCUUCGUCGUCGCCAUCCCGGCGUCGUCGCAGAGUUGGAUCGCGUCGACUCAUCUUCUCGCGUCGCACGGGGCAGUGGCAACCAUGGAGUCGUCUUUCCUCUCUCAGCUGCGUUCUAUUCCCAUCAAGUCGGUGGUGUCCAUAUCUCUGUACUUUUUAACGUUUGGUGCAUGUCUUACCAUUGCCCUAUCCCGAGCGCUGAGAUCACUACCUUACACGAUCGCCGCGUGGAUAUACACCCCUAUAGCUCUCGCCUCCUUGUAUAUUACUUGGACCGAAAUUUUCAAAUUCAUCGAAAAUGACUACCAAACCUUUGGGGGCAAUAGUACCUUGACCGACUACUUGACCGAGAGCGACUGGUUCGACGCGGCAUAUGUGGCGGUGACGCGCAACCCCGAUGGUUGGUGGUGGAGCGUUCAGUUGUUGAAUGUCGCCGCCGUUAUUGUUGCCCUUAUUUGGAGUGAGGGUGUACAUCAUUGGGCUCGGAAAACCGUCAAGGGGGGGCCGGGAUUGAUUAGAGCAGGUCUUGGUAGCGCUCUGGCCUACGUUUUGCUGGGAUUUUUGGGCGCCAUGAGUGUUUGCUUUGCUUCCUUUUUGGUGCAAAGAAGUGUGAUAGAAAGAACCUACGUACUAAAGUCAUCUCCUCGACUCACGCCUAGCGUCUUCCUUCUCUUUGGAUUCUACGUUCUAGGAGUAGCCUAUACGCCCUAUAUCGAACCAUCUUCCGUGCUGUUUGGAGUCAAUCUAAAGCUCCUUCAUCUUGCUCUACUUCUGCCCGUCUUGGGCGCGGCUGGACCAGUUUUGAUUCACAGGCCAAAGACAAUCACAUCCACCACAAACCUGUCAAGCCAAAAAGGCAUCGAAAGUUUGUACACCUUCUUGGCGAUUGCAAACCUAGUCUCCUACGGUUUCGCGACGUACCAGCGUUGGCAAGACUGGAGCGGUCUCAACGUUCCGGAAAUCCUGCAGAGACAGGCCGAUGCUGUGUACGAUAACCCGUGUCAAGUGAGCAUCACUGCGGACCUUGCAUUCUCCGGCCUGAUUGCCGUACUAUUCCUCGCUAGCGAAGUCCGGAAAGGUGUUAAGGCGGGCCUGGUUGCACCUCUUCACGGUUUCUUGGUAGUCUUUGGGGGGAUGAUCGCUUCGCCGAUUGUUGGAAUCGCGGUGGUGCUACCUGCGUUUUUGGCAUGGCGUGAAGGGUGGGUUAGGAAGGAAGUAGGUGCCAAGAGCAAAGCAGCAUAAGAGCGGCAUUAUUUAGUGCCACAUGUUUUCUGUUGUUGUUUGUUGUUCUUUAUAGUUGGAUACCGUUGUAGAGUGUAUUGUAUUUGAGAUGCGGUAAAAAUAUUACUGUGAGGUAACCGAGA